GGGUCGAUCCCUUCGAAGGCUAGGGUAGGCUAGGGUAAAUUUAGUAGCGACGCCAGGGGGGGCCGAACAAUCCGCCACGCAGUCCGGUCGAGGAUCACCGACAUGACGCACUGCGACGGCUUAUUUUUCCUUUGACCGGGGUUACAUCGCGAUGAUUGGGUGCCUCGGAAUCGAGGGCGCGAUCUUGCCAUCCACCGCGAUCGAAGGACUCCGGAGAUGCACGAACGUUACACGUCGCGUUCAGAAUGUUGGUCGAUUUCUCUCCCCUCUCAUGCAAUGCAGACCUGGCAUGGCAUGGCAGGGUGUCCCUCCGGAUGAUGUCAUGGAGGGGAGGAUUGUGUGUCGGGCAGAGGGUGAAGUCGCAAAGUUGGAGCCUUGGUCGAUGGUUUCGCCGACGGGUGGAUGGGAACCGGGAUGGGGAUUAAUAGUGGGUUCAUUAUGGUCUUAUUAUUACUCCUAUGGACUCUAGGGAUUCCCUUGGGUUCAUGGCUGGGGUUAUUUAUUUACACUGCGGCUCAGACCCGGUCUUUUUGGUUUGUUCUUGUUUUUUGUUUCCCACCAUCGUGUGAUUUUCGGCUCCCCGAGGACUGCGUAUAUGACCGAGGGAGGUAUGAGGUGAAGUCAUCGAGUGAGCUAUAUCUGGAGAGCUCGAGAGAUCCACCGAAAAAGCAGACACACUCUGACAUCCCAUUGAAAUCGACCUAUCCUGUUGGUGUACAGCAGAAGAGCAAGAGCAAGAGCAAAAGCAAAGAAAGAAGAGAAAGAAAAGCGAAUGUUGCGCUCAGGCCGUCCCGUGACCCCGGAGCCCCUUUCUGCGCGCCGUCCAAUCGCCGCCGUUCUGCCGCGAGUCUCCGCCGUCGGGCGUCGUCUUGGCCUGAGUCCUCAGGUUCUUCAUCGUCCACCACGGCGUCUCCUCGUCCGCCUCGUCUCCCUUUUCUCCCCCCGUCGGCUUCCCCCUCGGAAACGGCGUCCUUCUCGCCCUCCCAUUUGCACCCGCUUUCAUCGUCCGAGGCUGAAGACUCCGCCGCCCCCUGCUCUCGCUUCUCGCGUGGCUACCGCAUUCCGCGCCCGUCGUUCGAGGCCCACCGGCCUGCAUUGUCCUCGGUCGAUCGCUCCUCGCGAUCCCUGCCCCGGUCGAGAGACUCUUCCUGGAUCCCCCCCGCCAUUCUUCGCCCGCCCUCCGUGCGACUCGCCAACCCCGUCAACUACGUCCCGCGAGCCACCCCUAUUGCCCUGCCUCAUCCGUUCCAGAUCUCCGACGACAACCUCCCGCUCGAAGCUCAUCGCGACGCCUACCCGCUCCUCUCCAUCCCCGAGCAACGUCGCAGCCGACUGACCCCCUCUCCCAACAGCUUGGUCGUCGAACACAGUCAGGGGGAGCUCGAGAGUGGGCGCUCUAGCAUCGCACUGCCUCGAGGGAGGCGCAGUGGCGCGUUUGACCAUCGCGGCCUUUCUCAGGAGAUGUCCGAGCCGACGGUCAGGAAUGACAGCCGGGAGGCAAGCAGUCUUCGUCCGCCCGAUCGGGCCCUUCUCGGGCUCGAUUCCGCCGGUCCACGAGGCCCCUAUGAUGAUGAGCGACCUCGACAUGUGCAGUCGCAGACCUCCCUACGGUCCCAAUCGCAGAUCGCCUCGAUUCCCUCCAACAACAUCAUCCCCCCGGCCAGUGGCGAACCAGAAGUGGCGGAAGAACUAGCUUGGGGCCCGGCCCAUCCGUGUUUCCCUCAUAUCAACUCCCAUGUGCCCAUCGGAUCCGAUGAAUUCAUGACGACGCGACUCAUUCGCAUUCGGCGCGAUUGGAUGGUCAAGGGGGACCUGGCGCCGACCUUCUCGAACCUUUACCCGGAAAUCCUAGACCCGUUGCUGCCGGAGCAAGAGUUUCGCAAAGUGAUCGCGACGGUGAACGACGAACUGAUCAAGGCCUUUGACCCGUUCAGCUUCCGAAACUGGCUGGAUGGCGCGUUGGGAUUGCUCACGGGCUGGCUGUGGGAGGACAUCGGCGCGCCCGCCAUCAAGGGUCACCUUCGGCGGGUGGAAGACUGGAUCGAGAAGUGGAACCGAGAAGUCGGUGCCAAGGACGGGGUGCAUAUCUGGAGUCUUCGACGGACGGCCUACAUGUCCCUGGAUAUCCAGAUCCCCGAUCCCAAGGUCGGUAUCAUCCACAGCGAGGGCGGGACGUCCAUCCCGGGCACCAGACCGAGCAGCGGUGUUUGAGCCUGCUGUCCGUCCUUCAUUGACCUUUCUUUUCCUUUUUAUUCCCCUUCUUCUUUUUCUCUUCUUCUUCUUCUUCUUCUUCUUUUUGUUUCUAUUGGAUUGUAUUUCCCCCUUUUCUAUUCUUUUUUAAUUCCUUCUUCCCACCUGAAGUGGCAGCUGCAUGGAUUCUAGCGAACUUUGGAUGUGACCCUGGAUCCCCCCUUUUUCUU
This is a messenger RNA of Aspergillus steynii IBT 23096, 2420 nucleotides long. Its product is annotated as ERF4 family protein. Gene Ontology annotation, biological process: peptidyl-L-cysteine S-palmitoylation; protein targeting to membrane. The record is from RefSeq and is a predicted model, not a curated record. Bases 403 to 2211 code for a protein of 602 amino acids. Gene Ontology annotation, cellular component: extrinsic component of endoplasmic reticulum membrane; endoplasmic reticulum palmitoyltransferase complex. The transcript is spliced from 2 exons. Lineage: Eukaryota; Fungi; Ascomycota; Eurotiomycetes; Eurotiales; Aspergillaceae.